AUGGAACCAUCUUCAUUAAAUUCUAUUGAGCAGACCUCCAAUAGUUCCUUUAUAAAAAAACUAAAAUCAACUGGCCGUAGUUUAGUAGUAUUUUAUGGAAGCCAAACAGGGACUGCAGAAGAAUUUGCUGGAAGAAUAGCCAAAGAAGGGGCUAGAUAUAAAAUGAAAGGAAUGGUAGCCGAUCCUGAAGAAUGUGAUAUGGUAAAUAUAAGUUUAAAUAAUUGWGUUAAUGUUYAGCAAAUACUUAUGUUUAUGUUAAUGAAAGAAUGA
This is a messenger RNA of Diuraphis noxia (Russian wheat aphid), 270 nucleotides long. RefSeq names its product Cytochrome P450 reductase (gene Cpr). Gene Ontology annotation, molecular function: FMN binding; NADPH-hemoprotein reductase activity; flavin adenine dinucleotide binding. Gene Ontology annotation, biological process: response to hormone. NCBI's taxonomy places the organism in Eukaryota, Metazoa, Arthropoda, Insecta, Hemiptera, Aphididae. The record is from RefSeq and is a predicted model, not a curated record. Gene Ontology annotation, cellular component: cytosol.